CUUUAUUUUGAUUAACUUUAACCAAAUUCUCCACAGGGGACUUUUAGUGUAUCUUUGAACCGAAAAAACAAUAAUUCGCAUACACCAGACCGACGAUCAUCGAAAAAUGAAAUAAGGGCAAGUUUGGCUAUUUGAAUAUUUUAAACGAAAUUUCCGGUCCAAAAUUUGCUUUCCAAACGAAAUUUCCGGUCUAAAAUUUGCUUUCCAAACGAAAUUGUGCACCUAAUAUUUGCUUUCCAUUGCUUUCUACUCUCUGCUGCACGAACAAAUUCUCACUAUUUUAAAAUUUUUCGACCGCAAAUUUUAAUUUGUUGUGAUUUUGUUUUCUUUAGUGGCCAUUCUGCGCAGCAUUUUUCGUUUUCAGUCUGCCAUAUUGAGAAGACUCCGACAGUCGAUGCGUAGCGGGGAGCUACCAUAAACAACAUGAUGAGCAACUCGAUUGCUCUCGAAACCUUCAAGCCGACGCACGGCGUGAAGUAAUUGUCACGUUGUAACAACUUUUAAUUGAACAGAAUAUUGACUAGUGAUGUUGAUUUAUAUUGGUGUGGUAAUCUGUGAUGUUGACAAGUUUUAAGUCGUAAAAUUUUAAUUAGACUAUCUAUCGCUCAGAUCAGUCAGCGCUGAACAACCUGUCCAAUCGACUUUAAUCAAAGGGUACUUCCGCGACGCCUGAGAUGCUUUCGGCACUUCACUCUCACUUGUCGUCGGACAAUUUUGACCUGCUGUUAGUGUUGUAUCAGUGAAACUUGACGCUUUGUUAUCUCGUAAUUCAAUCAAAAAGUCUUCGAUCAAAAUCAACAGCCGUGAAAUUUAUUUAUUCUGUAUCUGCUCCAGAAAAUGAAGAUCCUGAUGCAUUUACUCUACGCGUUCCUCUGCCUUAUAGCUGUCUCCAACGUAGACGCUAAUAAUGACGGAAUCGACUGUCCAUUCUGCAACAAGAGGGAGUGUUUCUCGGCCAUGGCUCAGCUGGAUUGUGGACCAGCAGGCUAUGCCAGGGAUGUGUGUGGUUGUUGCUUCAGAUGUGCCGCCUCAGAGAACGAAAUGUGCGGAGGCUUCCGAAAUCUAUUCGGUCAAUGUGGAUUCGACAUGUACUGCAAACCACAGCCGAUUCCCUACCAGAGUGACCAACCUAUUCCCAGGUACGGAUACUGCACCAAACUGGAGGGAGUGAGAAACUUCCAGAACGACCUGAUAGAGAGCAAGCAGCUGAUGCUGGAUGUGAUCACUGAGGAACUGCAGCAGCAGAUCAAGAACUCUCCAAUGGACUAUCCUGAUAUCGGAUUCCAAGCAGACCCAAAUUCGUUUCAAAUGGACGACAGCAACUACUGGGCAGCUACAGAUAGGGGAGUGUUUGGGGAGGGACUGGAGCAGGGGGCGACAUUCACGACUGAGAACCAAUUGUGGGGCCAGUGUGCCCCUCCCUGCAGCCGCCAGCUGUGUCUCGACUACCCCAGGGCCAUAUGCUCGGCCAAAAACAUACUAAGUCCCACCCACAAGUGUGACGACAACCCCUGUGAGCACACUUCGUGCCUGGCCUGUGGCUAUGAGCCAGACACUUCAGUCUGUGGCUAUUGCGAAGAGGAGACGAAAACUCUCAAGUAUGACAAGUGCAUGAUCAGAUUCGGAAAGUGUGUCAAGACCAUGCGCAGAGUUACCAAGAAAAACCCCGACAUGUACCUCAAGCAAGGAGUAAUCAGCUACGAGUGUGCAGUGCCGAAGUGUGGUACCAGCAAUUACCUGAAGAUGAAGUGAACAAAGAAACAAUCCAAUUGAUUUGAACUGCAGAUUAGGACUAAAAAAGAAGUUCAUUCUCCGCCGUUCUUACACAAUUUUAAUUUUAAUGAGCACAAUUGCCUAAUUUACACUUUCCACUUCGUAGCUAGUUCAAAUUGAAAUAUUUUUGAAUUCA
This is a messenger RNA of Symsagittifera roscoffensis, 1909 nucleotides long. RefSeq lists its product as uncharacterized. NCBI's taxonomy places the organism in Eukaryota, Metazoa, Xenacoelomorpha, Acoela, Convolutidae. Gene Ontology annotation, molecular function: insulin-like growth factor binding. The record is from RefSeq and is a predicted model, not a curated record. Gene Ontology annotation, biological process: regulation of signal transduction; regulation of cell growth. The coding region runs from base 838 to 1752 and encodes 304 amino acids. Gene Ontology annotation, cellular component: extracellular region. The transcript has 6 exons.